This is a messenger RNA of Stylonychia lemnae, 1137 nucleotides long. The record is from the annotation of a GenBank genome assembly. Lineage: Eukaryota; Ciliophora; Spirotrichea; Sporadotrichida; Oxytrichidae.
AUGAACAUUUCCUUCAGAAUCGACUUCAUUACGAUCAAUAAUAUAACCAAACCGGAAUUCGGGGAACUUUAUCCCAAAUAAGAAUUUGAAGUGCCAUAAGAAUUUAAAUUCAAUAAUGAUAUGCUUGUAAACUCAUUCAAACAUGGAUAUUUUGUUGCAAGCAAUGUAUUUAAUGGAAUUCAACAAUUUCCUUAUAGUAUAGAUAAUAAGGCAUAGCUAAUAGAAACUUAUGACAUAAGUUAGGAAUAUUCGGGAAAUCAAAUAGAUUUUAGAUUUAAUUUCAACGAAUAUCAAUUUAAUUCGAGGCUUAACUCUUUAAUAGCUCAAGAAUUCAAGGAAAAUGAGCUGAAUUUUGAUAGGAUUGAAAAUUAUCUUCUUACUGAUUACAUUUAUACAGCAAGAUAAUAUGCUUUUUAUAUCUUCGAUUGUGAACUAUUAAGUUGUCCUGAGGGUUUAGAAGGCUUUGUUCAUGAGUUUAACAAUAAGUACAAAGACAAAAUGAAUGUUAAAGUUUAGAAUUUCCAAAAUAAGUUUGAUAGGCUUGUAACUAUAACUGACUUAAAGAGGAGAUUAGAUGUUCAAUUUGAUGAUUAUAACGAUUAAAAAACUGCUAUUGACAACGAAUUCUUCAAAAAUACAAUCACCAAAUUUAUUAAGUACCUCAAAGCAGAUUACUUCCCAGUAGUUACUCAAUUUAGAUUCGAAUCAAGUGUUUUUACAUUUGAGAGUCCAUUAAACUUCAUGAUGAUUAAAAGUGAUUUCAGAGAGUUCCUUAGAAAUUUUUAUCAAAUUGAAGCAUAUUUGCAAUAUUCUCUGAAAAUCUAUAUGGACAGUAUGUUUACAAUUCAUUAGAAUGAGGAUAACAUUAAAGCAGAGACUAAAAAGUAGGAGAUGACUGGAAUAAUGAUCAAGCAAGUUUUUAGUUAUAUCUAUAAGUGCAUGGAGACUCUGAAAGAAUACCACCAUCUUGUAGCUCAUGACAAUUAUGAUUGCUACACUUAUUUUAGUUUUAGCUGCUUUUAGAGAAAAUAUGGAGCAACUUUGGUUUGUUUGGUCCUACUAAUAGGAUUUGGGUUAUUCAGACUAAGAAAGAGAUUGGAUUAUAUGGUUCUUGAGACUAAUAAAAAAUCAAUUUGA